Molecule: messenger RNA, 516 nt
Organism: Racocetra persica
Lineage: Eukaryota; Fungi; Glomeromycota; Glomeromycetes; Diversisporales; Gigasporaceae
Source: the annotation of a GenBank genome assembly
AUGUCAUUGAGGACACCACCUCCUAGUCGUCAACAGCGCUUAAGUGGUGAGGCAAAAAAUGGCGAUACAACGAAUAUUAACAAUUCUCAAGACAUGGCAAGAAAGAGACAGCUUGAAAAAGACGAGAAAAUAAGAAAGAAAGUUGAACAUGAUCUUACAAGAACCAAUAAACUUUAUGGGAAAAGAACGCUUGAUAAAAUACCAAAGACAGCCGGUUCUGUUGGAAGCUUGAGACCUUCCCCCGCAAUAACCUUACUAGAAACGGCCACUGUAAUGGACGCCUCACGCUUUAUGGCCGUAAGCAGAGCCACAGCAGUACUUGUUGUAGAUGAAUUAGAAAGAUUGAUAGGAAUCGUUACUGACAAAGACUUGGCGUUCAGAGUUUGUGCCGAAGGUCUUAAUCCUAAUGCAACAUCCCUCGCAGAAAUAAUGACUAGGAAUCCCGAUUGUAUUACAACAUCCUCUAAUGCUCCUGAAGCUUUAAAUCGUAUGGUUUCAGGUGGAUACCGACAUUUG